This is a messenger RNA of Closterium sp. Naga37s-1, 1257 nucleotides long. The record is from the annotation of a GenBank genome assembly. Lineage: Eukaryota; Viridiplantae; Streptophyta; Zygnematophyceae; Desmidiales; Closteriaceae.
AUGACUCGUUGGAGCCUCUCCUCGCUGCUUUCCGCCACCCUCCACUCGAUUCCGCCUCCCAUCACUCGUUUGCGCCGCAAACCACUCGUUUUCGCCUCCCAUCACUCGUUUUCGCCUCCCAUCACUCGUUUUCGCCUCCCAUCACUCGUUUUCGCCUCCCGUCAUUCGUUUUCGCCUCCCCGCCUCCCUACACUCGUGUCCGCCUCCCUACACUCAUGUCCGCCUCCCUUCACUCGUUUCCGCCACCCAUCACUCAUUGAGGCCUCCCUUCACUCAUUUCCGCAUCCCUUCACUCAGUACCGCCUCCCUUCACUCUAUUCCGCCUCCCUUCACUCAAUUCCGCCUCCCUUCACUCAUUUCCGCCUCCCUUCACUCGUUUCCGCCUCCCAUCACUCGUUUCCGCCUCCUUUCACUCAAUUCCGCCUCCCUUCACUCAUUGCCGCCUCCCUUCACUCAUUUCCGCCUCCCUUCACUCAUUUCCGCCUCCCUUCACUCAUUUCCGCCUCCCUUCACUCAUUUCCGCCUCCCUUCACUCAUUUCCGCCUCCCUUCACUCAUUUCCGCCUCCCUUCACUCAUUUCCGCCUCCCUUCACUCAUUUCCGCCUCCCUUCACUCAUUUCCGCCUCCCUUCACUCAUUUCCGCCUCCCUUCACUCAUUUCCGCCUCCCUUCACUCAUUAUCGCCUCCCUUCGGUCGCUUGCGCAUCCCAUCACUCGUAUCCGCCCCCCUUCACUCAAUUCCGCCACUCAUCGCAAGCAACCCUCUCUCAACCACCCCAGUCGAGAUGGUCUGCCUUACUCCCCUCUCCACCCUUACCCCUCUCUGCCUUACUCCCCUCUCCACCCUUACCCCUCUCUGCCUUACUCCCCUCUCCACCCUUACCCCUCUCUGCCUUACUCCCCUCUCCACCCUUACCCCUCUCUGCCUUACUCCCUUCUCUACCCUUACCCCUCUCGUGCUUAUUUCCUUCUCUACCCUUUCCCCUCUCGUGCUUACUCCCCUCUCCACCCUUACCCCUCUCUGCAUUACUCCCUUCUCUACCCUUUCCCCUCUCGUGCUCACUUUCCUUCUCAACCCCCUCUCCCCUCUCGUGCUUACUUCCUUCUCUACCCUUUCCCCUAUCUGCAUUACUCCCAGGAAUUUCCUUUCGGUGUUUCUGUGCCUCUCUUUAUCCCCCCUUUCGCUCCCUCCCGCCCCUCUUUCCCAAGAAAACUACAGCAUAUUGCACGUAGACACUUGUAUCAGCAGUCUUCAUAA